CCCACUGAUGAUGUUCGCCCCAGUUCCUCGUCGUUGGAACUUGGUAGCCUGAAAGAGUUCACCGGGGUAUCCUACUACGCCCACGAUCCAGUCAUGUCGGAGAAUCUCGUCAAAGCGGGUCAUGUGAAGGGCACUAGUGACGACUUGGCGAGCUUUGAUCAAUCCGAUGAACCUCUUCACUGGCCACCUUCUCCCAUUCGUACCGUCUUGUUACAUCAACCGAGAAAGCCUACGUCGUCCAGCAAGAACCAUCAAUCCCUCAUAUCUCCACCGGCAGCACUCUCGUCUGAUAGCAUGCUGUACGGCUCGCACCAAAACCCAAAUGUUGGGGACCAGCUAUCCAACUCGUCCUCAUUCCCC
Acaulospora colombiana is the source of this 360-nucleotide messenger RNA. The record is from the annotation of a GenBank genome assembly. Lineage: Eukaryota; Fungi; Glomeromycota; Glomeromycetes; Diversisporales; Acaulosporaceae.